This is a messenger RNA of Microthlaspi erraticum, 495 nucleotides long. The record is from the annotation of a GenBank genome assembly. NCBI's taxonomy places the organism in Eukaryota, Viridiplantae, Streptophyta, Magnoliopsida, Brassicales, Brassicaceae.
AUGGAGGGUUUUGGUCAACACAUUCGCUUCUUUAUUGCAAAGCAGGGGACGAACGUGUUCCGUUUCUCUCCUCUUGUAGCUCCCAUCAAAUGCACUGUCUUCUCGCUUGUUCAGAGCCAAGCGUUGGAGGAAGCAACCAAAGCCAUCGCCAAGGAACUCACUUCUCUUGGCAUCUCGCACAAGGUCGACACCACCGGUAAGUCCAUUGGUAAAAAGUAUGCGAGAAGCGAUGAGCUCGGAGUGCCAUUUGCGAUAAUAGUGGACUCGGAGACAUUGGUGACAAUCAGAGAAAGAGACAGCAAAGACCAAGUCCGAAUCGGCUUAACGGAUGUAGCCUCUGUCGUCAGCUCUCUCGCUGAAGGAAAGAUGCCGUGGAAAGAAGUCGCGGAACACGCCGGUUUCAGUCCAAAGAGGUUUUUAGUUAAGCUUUUGGUGGUUUUUCCGUUUUGCAUUGUUUUUCUCUACUUUUUACUUGUAGUUGCUCUAGGUUUAUGA